GUGAGGAAUUGAUUUAAACUCAACCGUCUCUUCUUCAGAAUCUUCCCAUUGGCUGCCACCAUCACCACACUCUUCUUGAGGCAAUUUAAUUAUUAGACCAGCUAACAAACCUAGAAGAGAAGAAGGGAAAUUUUGUCUGCCCGUACAGAAUCCUCACCACUGGCCUUCCCCCAUCCAGGAGCCCAACUUCACCUUCCCUCUCCCUGGAUGUCUGCUUCAGCAGGGCAUCUGGCAGGAAUGUGCUGCUACAUUUGCAUACACACUCCCAAACCGAUUCUUCAAAACGAGGACCAGACCUGGCCCCUCCACAUCAGAGAUCCUGAAGGGAGAAGACACGCAGAGCUCCAGGAGCCACAGAGCGUGGGGACCCUUGCCGCAGGUUCCUGUUGAGUCAUUUCAUUGUGUUAAAAAUGUCAUUUUUGGAGGACUCAAGUGUGAAAAUGGAGUCUGAAGACCAGGAAGGAGACGAGCCCCAGUGCUGCUCAGAAGACUUGGACAGAAGCCCCCUGGAGCCAGACAUGAGCCUCACCUCACAAAGCUCUCCCUAUUCAAUGAAUAAACCUCAGACCGGGGAGGUCUCUGACUUGAAUCAGCAGGUGUGGAUCCUGCAGGAUCAGACCAUUGUGACAGUUCCACGGACUGACAGUGUGACUCCAGUCACUGUCACUGUUGUCCCAUGCAAGUAUCCAGAGUAUCUUGAGCAAGGCAGAGGGAUUCCCAUUUAUAUGGGAAUAGAGAAUCCAGAAAUGUGUCUGUCUUGUGAGGACAUAGGAGGGCAGCCCACAUUGCAACUGAAGGAGGAGGAGAUACUGGAUCUGUACAACGAAGUCGCGCCCGUGGAGCCCUUCCUCUUCUACCACUCGAAAGAUGGCAGGACCUCCACCUUCGAGUCCGUGGCGUUCCCUGGCUGGUUCAUCGCCUCCUCUGAGAUCCGCCAUCCCCUCUUCCUCACUUCAGACCUGGGGGGAAAGAACAAUGUUAACUUCAAUUUGAGUAUCAAUGCUUGACCUCAGCCUGGAGGGGGCAGCUUGGUCAGAGGUCUUUGUUAAAUUUCCUAGUUCCCAGCAUGCUUUCAUUUAUAUUCUCUCCGUGUCAUUUCACGUCAGUGCUGAGAGGUGGGCAGGACCUUGUUAUCAUCACGCUUUGUGAAUGACUUCAGGGCAGCCGAGGCAUAGAAUGUGAGCUCAGACACGGGGGAAGGGGUCAUGUAAAGUUCUCCUCUCAAGCUGAAGGUGUCCAUCCCACAGCCAUCUGUACGAGGGUGUCUGGACCCCAAGCCAUUAGUGCCUUCUCUGUGGGUGGAUACAGAGAAGCGUCAGAGCUCAUGAUCUGGUGACUAGUGUGGAACUGAUUCGCUUUGUUUUCUUUCCUAUUUAGAUUACAUUUUCCAUAUGCUUUGUAUGUUGCCAGUAUAUUUCACGUUGCAUAAUGUAUCCUUUUAAGGGUUAAGGAAUGUUUAAAGGUAAAUAAUUCUUAACAAUAGUUAAACUAUUUUUUUCCUAAUUCUAAUAUGUAAACAUAAAGCCAAAUAUAAACUUCAUGUGUUUACACAACAGAAAAGCUAAAACUAAGCUGUAAAAUGAAGUAGAAAACGUAGUAAACUGAAAUUAGAGAGAGUAAUUGAAUGAGGAUAGCUCACUGGGGUUUCACUGGGGAAAGAAGGACCCCUAUCAGUGGUGACAGUCCAGGGUGGAGAUAAUGCAUGUAAAAGAACACUACUAUAUGACUAUUUUCUGUACAGUCUCACAGCCUUGAUUUCUUUGCCUCUUCUAGACUUUUCCUUUUAGGCAUCCACAAGAUCUCUUUAAAAAUAACAGUAAAGGUGAUGACAGAGCCUCAGGCAGGGCAAACUACAAGCUAGCACACUGCCCCCACUCCCCCAGGUGGCCUAUGUGGGACAUUCCUCAGGCACUGCUGGCUGCCCAGGGACAAAGGAGAGGAAAUAAACAAGUAGCUAACUGAUAGAGAUCACAGUCAUGCAGGACCAGAGUCUCCCUCAGUUCGCAAAUAUCUUAGUAAAUUUCAAGAAAAAGUCAAUCUUAUCAAAUAGCCUAAUCUCCAGAAACCUGUAGAAUCAGUUUGCUGGAGCCCCAACGUCACCCUUCCAUAGUGAUAUAGGGAACAAAGGCAAGAAGGAAAUGGCAGGUAAAAUUAAGUGCCCGUAUAACCUGCGGCCCAUUGACAAAUGCUUGAGGCAAAUACAGUGUACCAAGGUUCUCCAGGAACCCCCUACCGUCCUAAUGUUAAUGCCUUACUAGAGGAAAACCAACCUUAGCUUGAUAAUAGCAAGGCCUCAGGUAUCUUAGGAGUCCUCUUUAGCAUAUCAAAGUCCCUCUGGAGGCCUUCCUUUUGUCUUUACCUCCCCCAGUGCCAUUGUGUAUAACCAGUAACUGUUCACAACCACAGUGCAGCUCUUCCUGCCCACAGGUCCUGUCCGCCUGCUUUAAUAUCACCUUUUUGCACCAAAGACGUCUUCAAGAAUUCUUUCUUGGCCGUCAGCUACGAACCCCACGAACCCCACCAUCACCCCAAAACUUCAUCAAAGGUGCCUUUUCUUGGAACAGAGAGCCUAGCUUUCCCACCGGUCAUGCUUCAGAUGAUGUAUUCUGAUGAAAUUAAAUCACUGUGGGUAUAAUUGUAGAAAGAUGUAGCUACAUCUGGUUCUGUAUAUAACAGAUUUCUUAUUUUGACUCUGAUACUACAGACACAGGAAGUUCUAUACAAUUUCCAAAAUAGCCCCAGUCACUUACUUUUUUUUUUUUUUUCUUCCUACUUUUGGACAAUCAGACCACAUACUCUACUAAGCAGGCCAGUAAACAAUCAGUAAGCCCCGAUUUAAUGCAACGUCUCUUGAUUCUUCGAAGUUUUCUUCCUCAAUUAAAUACAGUUUUAGCAUUGCAGUUUUAUUAAAAAACAGCAUUAAAAUGGACACUGAGGUAAUUAGUUCUGGGAUAUUAAAUAGGAGAAUUGGUUAUUGAAUAUUUACUACUAUACUCACUGCUCAUAAAUGGUGAUAGCUUCUUAUAUCUGACCAUUUACAUUGUUACACUGUCAGUUGUUACAUCUGCCAGUUGGGAUCCAAUAACACAUUUGCUUGUGACGUGAUUAUGGUCUGAGUGUGACAGCACCUCCAUCCUCCUACAGGCUGUGUGGUGAUUCCAUUGUCCCAUCUCUUUACCACGAAAACUGCAUGCAGGUGCUGUGACACUUUGGAUUGUCACUUAGCACAGAUUUGAGCUCAAACAAAAGCUCAAAUAUGAGUCCUGGUGUCAUGUAACUGGUUAUCCUGAUGGUCCAAAAGAGGUUCUGAUAACAUAUUUAGAGUGUAAUCAAAAUGAAAACAUAGUAAUCUCUAGCUUGUGGAGCCUGGAGAGCAGACCUCCAGAGACCCCCCCCCCCCCACCCCGCUUAGCCAUCACGUUUGUGAAAGACCACAGCAUAUGAAAUCAUAGAAAGGACCCUAUGAGUAGCAACGUCCUCAUUUUCAGGUGAACACCUGUUUUUCACACAUCUGAAUAUCCAAUGCUCUUGCAUCUGGGUUCCGUGAGCUCCAGGCCAACACUCACUGAAGGAUUUGGUUCUUUUGCAUCUUUGGUAUGAAGGGCUUGAUGCCCUGUGUUGGGGGAGGUCAUUGAGAGGAUGUGACCACCAGCUGAUCCAUGAGCUGGACCCUGACAGCUGGAGGCUCCUCACCCCCUCUCCUGUCCUUGCAAUGUGUGCUCUGGGUGCCUUCCUAGCUCCCAGAAGCUGCCCCAAGGACAUAGCCUUGAGGCAGUGUAGUGAUGUGAUGUUGAGACAUCUGGACGGUACCUGUGGCUGAACCCAGUUAAAGCUUCUAUAUAAAUUUUUAAUAUUCUAGUGGGUGGGUAUGGAAAUGUAUUGAUCUUACAGCUGCCCCCAAACAAGCAUCAUAUAUAAAUUCCCUUGCUUAUUAAACUUGCCACCUACAGAUCUGGGGUGAAUUAUUUCUUUCUUUGGUCUCAAUCCUGACCUACCCAUAUGAGGACUGGUUUCAGAUUACACUGGGAAGCUCCUGAGAAGGUGUAAUCUAAGAGAUUACACUGAGAGAGGGGAUUUUGGAUUCCAGGAAGGAAUUUAGAACCUUGCCACCAAAAUCACAAUCGCAGUGAAAACAGUUGAGUGGGAUGUUUUUCUGCUGAGCUGCUUUGGGGCUUGUAUCUUCCGGCACCAGGAUGGCUGAAGGGCAAAGACCACUUCCUGAAGCUGGACUUGAAGAUACUGUCCCUGAACUCACAAAUGAUUGGGCACAGGGACUAAAGAUGCUGUCCCCGGGACACUGAGAACAGUGGCUGUAAUUAAUAAUCCUCAUGUCAAUAAAACAUUACUUUUUA
This is a messenger RNA of Felis catus (domestic cat), 4352 nucleotides long. It is a transcript of the gene IL36G, whose product is annotated as interleukin 36 gamma. Bases 411 to 1007 code for a protein of 198 amino acids. The record is from RefSeq and is a predicted model, not a curated record. The transcript is spliced from 8 exons. Gene Ontology annotation, molecular function: cytokine activity. Gene Ontology annotation, biological process: positive regulation of gene expression; cellular response to lipopolysaccharide; inflammatory response to antigenic stimulus. NCBI's taxonomy places the organism in Eukaryota, Metazoa, Chordata, Mammalia, Carnivora, Felidae.